AUGAUACAGUCGAACAACACACGCCAUGCCACCCUCGCAACUCCCGCGGCGCUCGACGACCCCGUCGACGAGGCAGACCAUCCGCCGCCCUCCUCGUCUAAUCGCCCCCCGCACCGUCACUCGCGCCUCCUGAGGACACUCGCACUCGCGCUAUGCUUCUUCACAAUCCUCUACAUCGUACCCACCGCCUCCGCCGCGUCGACAGACCGUGUAGACGCCUCUUCGACCUCGACGCCUUCCUCCGUCAUCCACUCGCUCGCAUCGCUCACAAAGCGCCAAGCCGAGGCGGUAGCAUCGACAUGCGCCUGCAAGGCCCCUGAGAAGCGCGGGGCGGCGUUCGCCGUCAAGGCCGCUUUCAUCCCGAUCCUCGUCGUGCUCAGUGGCAUCACGGCCGGCUUGACCCUCGGCUACAUGUCCCUCGACACAACCCAGCUCAACGUCCUUGCCAAGACCGGUACGGACAAGCAGCAGAAGGCUGCGCGGAAGGUUCUGCCGUUGCGUGCGAAUGGACACUUGCUCCUCGUCACCCUCCUCGUCGCCAAUAUGAUCUUCAACGAGACGCUCCCCAUCGUCGCCGAAGAACCCCUCGGCGGAGGGUUGCAGGCGACCAUCGUCUCGAUCGUCCUCGUCAUCAUCUUUGCCGAGAUUGUCCCUCAAUCCGUCUGCUCUCGCUUCGGCUUGCAGAUCGGCGCCGCCAUGGUCUGGCCUACCCGCGUCUUGAUCUACAUCUUCUUCGUCAUUGCCUGGCCCGUCAGCCGACUCCUCCAGUUCCUCCUCGGCAAACACGAAGGGAUCGUCUACCGCCGCGCCGAGCUCAAAGAGCUCGUCGCCAUGCACGCUGCCUCGGCUGGACACGGCGACUUGCAGACCGACACUGUGACAAUCGUCGGCGCGACGCUCGACAUACAGGCCAAGGUCGUGCGAGAUGCCAUGACGGACUUGUCGAACGUCUACUCGCUCCCGAUCACGGCGAAACUCGACUACGAGACGCUCGGCAAGAUCCUCAAGUCGGGUCACUCGCGCAUUCCUGUCUACGAAGAGGUGCUAGUCGAUGGUCCUCUCGCUGGCGAGAAGAAGACGCAGCGCAAGAUCAUCGGCGUCUUGCUCACGAAGCAGCUGAUUCUCCUCGACCCCGAAGAUGGCAUCCCCCUCCGCGACAUCCCCAUCAGUCCCCUCCCCACCGUCUCGGAACACCUCCCGCUCCUCCAAAUCCUCAACGCGUUCCAAGAAGGCCGGUCACACAUGGCCGUCGUUUGUCGCGCGAAACCUGCGUUCCCGCCUCCGACGACCCUGUCGCCGAUCCCUUCGCUCGACACGGCGACGGACGUGGAUUUGGAGAGGGCCGAGGGAGGAGAGGGGUUGAGGAAGAGGAGUCGGUCGCGUUCGACGAGCGGAGGGGGGAGCGAUGGAGAGAAUGGUCAUGGCGACGGCUUCUUCCACAAGCUGUUCAGGAAGAGGAGCGGGUCGUCGAGUUCGACCAAGUCGGACGAGGGGAAGAAGGAGGGAAAGGGCAAGGACGACGAGCGUCAUAGGCGUCACAGCUUGCUCGGUGAUGCGGCGGCGGCGACGAGUCAUGUGAGCUUGAACAAGCAGGAUUUGGACGAGGCGCAUCCGGUGGGAAUCAUCACGCUCGAGGACGUCCUCGAAGAGCUGAUCGGCGAAGAGAUCCUCGACGAAACCGACGCCGACGAGACCCACCAACCGUCGAUGCGCUACUACAUCCCCGAAGAAGCCUCGUCGCGUCUGACCGACUUACCCGGUCCUCCUCCCGCGCCUUCAACAGGGUUGGGCCGCCAGCCGCCCCAGACGAAGCCUACGCUCGCGGGUGGGAUCGCGAACACGGUUGGGAGGAUCGGGAAGGGAAUGGUGCCGCGGUCGAGGAGCGCGCCGGGGAAGAACCGUGCGGAAGCCGGGGUGGGAGCGGGGCAGAGCUUAAUGGGCGAUGGGACGCCCAUCACGGGAAGCGGAGGAGGCAGCGUCGCGGGCGCACUUGGGUUUGGUGGGGGUGCGUUCGGGGGAGGAAGGAGGAGGAGCGCGUCGCCUGGUGCGGUACGAAGGCUGCGGCGGGCCAGACGACGAGGUUCGCGGCGAACCCGACGGUUUAUACGUCGCCUGCGACGCCGGGCCCCAACUCGUCCUUCACGGGCAAGCCGAUCGUCCAAGAACCUGCCUCUCUCGACCACAGCGCAGCCGCCUCGACCGCGCAGACUCCUCCAGCACCUAUCUCGAUCCUCCGCCGCCAGUCGCCCGCCGCAUCAGGCUCGACGACGCCCGUCUCGACCGUCCCCUCCUCGCCUCUUCCGCCUACCGAAACCGCCCUUCACGCACCGACGCCCACUUCAGCUACCAGCGCCUUCCCCCGCCUCUCGGACGCAGUCCUCGUCGAGCGCGGACGUCGCAAGCUCGUCGCGCAGGGCGCGAACCCGUCGAGUUUGUCGGCUGCCGAGUGUAUCGCUGCGGCUGGGACGGUCGGGUCGCAGCCUGGUAGUCGGGCUGCGACGCCGAGUGGAGCAGGGAGAGUCGGGUCGAUGA
This is a messenger RNA of Rhodotorula toruloides NP11, 2532 nucleotides long. RefSeq lists its product as uncharacterized. Gene Ontology annotation, cellular component: intracellular membrane-bounded organelle. Gene Ontology annotation, biological process: magnesium ion homeostasis. Lineage: Eukaryota; Fungi; Basidiomycota; Microbotryomycetes; Sporidiobolales; Sporidiobolaceae. The coding region runs from base 1 to 2532 and encodes 843 amino acids. The record is from RefSeq and is a predicted model, not a curated record. The transcript is spliced from 8 exons.